This is a messenger RNA of Acanthamoeba castellanii str. Neff, 966 nucleotides long. RefSeq lists its product as uncharacterized. The record is from RefSeq and is a predicted model, not a curated record. The transcript has 7 exons. NCBI's taxonomy places the organism in Eukaryota, Discosea, Longamoebia, Acanthamoebidae. The coding region runs from base 1 to 966 and encodes 321 amino acids.
AUGUCGAGAGCAGGAGUGCAGCUGACGAUCGAUGAUGAACGGGACAUCCUGUUCGAUGCCGACAAGCCGUUCUCGAUGGUCUACGAGGAGCUCUACCUCGCGGCCAUGCGACGCAACCGGUCGAAGGGGAUGAAGGAGCCGCAGGUCAAGGGCGUCAUCGCCGACAUGGUCCGGCGGCAGCUGCGGCCCAACGACUUCCACCGCCGGCUCAUGACCACCAGCGGCUGCCGCCACGUCCUCACCACCAACUACGACUACAACCUCGAAGAAGCCUGCACCGGUCAGCUGGACCCAGUCGAGCGGGUGCCGUUCGUCAACGAAACGGUUCACUCCCUCUUUCGACGGCACGAGGUGCCGCUCAAGGAAGGGAGCGAUGAUAAGGUGAGCGUGUGGCAUCUGCAUGGCGAGGCGAUGAAGCCCAGCACGAUGCUUCUCGGCUACGAACACUAUGCAUCGUAUUUGAAUAAGGUGCGCGGGUAUGUGGUGGACGGCCUCGCCUACCAGUCGCUGCCACCAGAGUACAACGGCACGCUCCGGCCGCUCGUGCGUCGAGUGGCCAAGCAGACCAAGCAGUCAGGCACGUCCACCACGUCCACGAUCAAACCCCUCAUCUACAGCGCCCAGCACACAUAUCCAUUGGACGUUAUCUCGUGGGUGGACCUGUUCUUUUCAACCGAUCUGUACAUAUUGGGGCACGGAAUGGACAUGGUGGAGCUGCACCUGUGGUGGCUCUUUGUGUUCAGAGCUCGUACCAAAAUCUCGGGCAACAAAUUGCGGAUCGAGAACACUAUCACGUACCUGACGCCCUCGUUUCUCGCGACGACCGAACCGGAGCGCAGGAAGUGCGCGCUGCUCCGGUCCUACGACGUCCACGUGCACCAGGUGCAGGUGCCGCCCAACGACUGGCACGCCUUCUACGACCAGGCCCUCGAACACCUUCGCGCCUCCCGCCCCACUCCCACCUAA